AUGGCUGCUGCUGCAGCUGCUGCUGCAGCUGGGCAGCUGUGCCUUCGUGUGCAGCGGCAGCAACAGUUGCUGCUGCAGCAGUUGUUGCUGCAGCCGGUGCGGCAGCAGCAGCGGUUGCUGCAGCCGCAGCAGCAGCAGCUCACUCGCGGGAUAAGCAGCAACAGAGCUGCUGACUUCGCUGCUGCUGCUGCUGCUGCUGCUGCUCUAGAGUACAGCAGCAGCAGCAGCAGCAGCAUUGAGGAGGAUGCCGAUGCUGUUAACGAUUUCUGGGCAACGCAAAGACUCUCCAGUAGCAGCAGCAGCAGCAGCAGCAGCAGCACAAGGAGGAGCAGCAACAGCAACAGCAGCACAAGUAGCAGAAUCAGCAGCAGCAGCGAUGCAAGCAGCAGCAGCAGCAUUAGCAGCAGCAGCAGCAGCAACGGCAGCAGACAGCGAGGAAUGGUGAACCAGAGGAGGGUGGUCCUAAUCUUUUCUUUACAACAGCAGACAUAA
Eimeria maxima is the source of this 492-nucleotide messenger RNA. RefSeq lists its product as hypothetical. Bases 1 to 492 code for a protein of 163 amino acids. Lineage: Eukaryota; Apicomplexa; Conoidasida; Eucoccidiorida; Eimeriidae. The record is from RefSeq and is a predicted model, not a curated record. The transcript is spliced from 2 exons.